AUGAGGAGGCUAAGUGGACUCGCCGCCAUAUUCCAAGCCGCCAAGGGCCUUGGCGCCGUUCCGGCGAGAACCGCCGAAUACCGGAUGGUCCAGUCGGCUCUGUACACCGGCAACAAUUCCUCCGUCAUGUCACAUGUGUUAUCCCAUACUAAGCACGAGGAUCAGUCCUCUCGAGCCGCUGCUCGCGUCGUCUCCGGUACAAUGCUUUUCUCCGUUGCCGCUUCCACGUUGGCCGAAGAAGCUCACGCCAAAGAGCCGAUCCCACCCAAAUUCCGCCCCAACGAUGUUGUUCUUUAUCAGUAUGAAGCUUGUCCUUUCUGUAACAAGGUUAAAGCGUUCCUUGAUUAUUAUGACAUUCCAUACAAAAUUGUAGAGGUUAAUCCAAUUAGCAAAAACGAAAUCAAGUGGUCAGAUUAUAAGAAAGUGCCUAUCUUGAUGGUUGACGGUGAACAGAUGGUGGAUUCAUCAGAUAUAAUUGAUAAAUUGUUCCAAAAGGUUUGCCCACAGGUUGCUGCUAAAUCUACUUCAGACAAUGAUGAAGAGAAUAAGUGGCGCAAGUGGGUGGAUAAUCACUUGGUGCACAUCUUAUCUCCUAAUAUAUAUAGAAGUGCUUCUGAAGCUUUGGAAUCAUUUGACUACAUUACCACUCAAGGUAAUUUCAGCUUCUAUGAGAGAACAGUUGCAAAGUAUGCAGGAGCUACAGCCAUGUAUUUUGUAUCCAAGAAAUUGAAGAAAAAAUAUAACAUCACUGAUGAGCGUGCAGCAUUAUAUGAAGCGGCAGAAACAUGGGUUGAUGCUUUGAAUGGCCGAGACUUUCUAGGUGGAUCUAAACCAAAUUUAGCUGAUCUUGCUGUGUUUGGCGUCUUGAGACCUAUCCGCAACCUGAAAUCUGGUAAAGACAUGGUGGAGAACACCCGCAUUGGUGAUUGGUACUCUAGAAUGGAAGGUGCUGUUGGCCAACCUUCAAAAGUUCAGGCAUAACUGAACUUACCCCUACCCUUAUCUGAUGCACAAAAGAGGUGUAUUAGCAACAAUUUUUUUAAAAUGCCCAAAUUACACUUUGGGUGUCUCCCCUGCAUAUUGUUUUGUCCACCCUUUCCAGAAGAUGGUUUACUAAAGAUUCUUUCAUGCGAUACAUGGAAACUAUUGUAUGCUUAUUUUGCUAUUGCUGAAUUGGAAUUUGUACUCUUUUUAAGCACAGUCUUAAUAAGAUAUUUUACUAUGGUUGGUAUUGGUC
Ipomoea triloba (trilobed morning glory) is the source of this 1237-nucleotide messenger RNA. Its product is annotated as prostaglandin E synthase 2-like. NCBI's taxonomy places the organism in Eukaryota, Viridiplantae, Streptophyta, Magnoliopsida, Solanales, Convolvulaceae. The coding region runs from base 1 to 981 and encodes 326 amino acids. The record is from RefSeq and is a predicted model, not a curated record. Gene Ontology annotation, cellular component: mitochondrion. The transcript is spliced from 6 exons. Gene Ontology annotation, molecular function: prostaglandin-E synthase activity.